AUGGCUACAGGCGCGGCUGCUUCUGACAACAAGAACAUUGUUCGACGAAAGCUGACCGGCUAUGUCGGAUUCGCCAACCUUCCCAACCAGUGGCACCGUAAGAGUGUGCGAAAGGGCUUCAACUUCAACGUGAUGGUUGUUGGCGAGUCUGGUCUGGGCAAGUCGACCCUGGUCAACACUCUCUUCAACACCUCCCUGUACCCUCCCAAGGAGCGCAAGGCGCCCAGCCUCGACAUCAUCCCCAAGACUGUCACCAUCCAGUCCAUCAGCGCCGAUAUCGAGGAGGCCGGCGUUCGUCUGCGCCUGACCGUUGUCGACACCCCCGGCUUUGGCGACUUCGUUAACAACGAUGAGUCGUGGCGACCCAUUGUCGACAACAUUGAGCAGCGUUUCGACGCCUACCUGGAUGCCGAGAACAAGGUCAACCGAGUCAACAUUGUUGACAACCGAAUUCACGCCUGUGUCUUCUUCAUCCAGCCCACUGGCCACUCCCUCAAGCCUCUCGACAUUGAGGUUAUGCGCCGCCUCCACACCAAGGUCAACUUGAUCCCCGUCAUUGCCAAGUCUGACACUCUGACGGACGAGGAAAUUGUCGCCUUCAAGGCAAGAAUCUUGGCCGACAUCAAGUAUCACGGCAUCCAGAUUUUCGAGGGCCCCCGAUAUGAGCUCGACGACGAGGAGACGAUUGCCGAGAACAACGAAAUCAUGUCCAAGGUUCCCUUCGCCGUUGUUGGCGCCACCAACGAGAUCAAGACUGCCGACGGCCGCAAGGUCCGCGGACGUGAGUACCCCUGGGGUAUCAUCGAGGUCGACAACGAGGAGCACUGCGACUUUGUCAAGCUCCGCCAGAUGCUCAUCCGCACGCACAUGGAGGAGCUCAAGGAGCACACCAACAACAACCUGUACGAGAACUACAGAACCGACAAGCUGCUGGCCAUGGGUGUUUCGCAAGAUCCCAGCGUCUUCAAGGAGGUCAACCCUGCCGUCAAGCAGGAGGAGGAGCGCGCCCUGCACGAGCAGAAGCUCGCCAAGAUGGAGGCCGAGAUGAAGAUGGUCUUCCAGCAGAAGGUGGCGGAGAAGGAGAGCAAGCUCAAGCAGUCAGAGGAGGAGCUCUACGCGCGCCACCGGGAGAUGAAGGAGCAGCUCGACCGCCAGCGCCUGGAGCUCGAGGACAAGAAGCAGCGCAUCGAGAGCGGGCGGCCGAUAGAGAAGGAGGGCAAGCGAAAGGGCUUCUCACUGCGAUAA
This is a messenger RNA of Trichoderma reesei QM6a, 1245 nucleotides long. RefSeq lists its product as uncharacterized. The transcript has 2 exons. Bases 1 to 1245 code for a protein of 414 amino acids. Gene Ontology annotation, biological process: cytoskeleton-dependent cytokinesis. The record is from RefSeq and is a predicted model, not a curated record. Gene Ontology annotation, molecular function: GTPase activity; molecular adaptor activity; GTP binding. Gene Ontology annotation, cellular component: septin ring; septin complex; cell division site. Lineage: Eukaryota; Fungi; Ascomycota; Sordariomycetes; Hypocreales; Hypocreaceae.